GCCCUUUUCCUCACCACAUCGUCCCUGUGGUGCCUCCAACUUUGCACUCCCCCAACCCCCCACCCCUCUAUCACCCCGAACCGAAGUCUGCCCCUAGAACGCCCUCGUCGACGAGAUAUGAGCUGAUCUGACGGUGGAGAAGGACGGAACUGCGCAACCUGCGAAACUUCUCGGCCUUGGCUGCUCCAUGGCCAAUAUGACGGUCAAUGAGGCCUUUGCACCGGUGCUCUCCGCCCUGGCCGUGAUGUCCAGUGGCGCGGACAAGACGCAAAAGACACAGGCACACAACUACUUGGAGCAGUUCCAAAAAUCACAGGAGGCCUGGACCCACACAUUCUCGAUUCUGCAGUCAUCACAGUCCACCGAUGAGGCGAAGCUGUUCGCUGCAACAACGUUGAAGGGAAAGAUAAUCUUCGACUUUCACCAAAUCCCGCGAGACUCAUGGCCGCAACUCCGAGACACGCUGCUAGGAGUGGUUGCGCAGUACGCAAAGGGCCCAAAGCCCAUUCGGACGCAACUGUGUGUCUGUUUGGCCAAUCUGGCCAUACUCAUGCUGGACUGGAAAGACGUGCUGCAGACGGUGGUGAGCACUCUGGGCGGUGACCAGUCUGGCAUUGCCUGCGUGCUAGAGUUCCUUCACGUGCUCCCCGAGGAGGUGACAGAAGGGCGCAAGAUCAACCUGGCCGAGGAAGAGCUGAGGGAGCGACAAGUGGAGCUGCUGGAGAUGAAUGGACCGCAUGUUCUGCAAUUGCUGGUGCAAUACUCGCAGUCUUCGCCAGAGGCAGCCAAGAACCCGCAACUCAUGGAAUGCAUAACAUCCUGGAUCAGGGAAGUGCCGCUGAGCGAUAUCGUUCGCUCUCCUCUCAUGGGCGUGAUCAUGGCCGCAAUACAGGCGGAUUCGUCAUUCGACGCAGCGGUGGAGACGUUGUGCGGUAUCUUCAAAGAGACGAGAGAAGUGGACGAGAACCUGGACACCAUCAAGGUACUUUACCCGCAACUGGCGAGUCUAGCCCCCCGAAUCGCCGCUGCUUCAGAGGAAGAGGACUGGGAGACAUUUAAAGGUGUAACAAGAGUGUUUGCAGAAGCAGGCGAGGCGUGGUGCGUACUGGUUGCCCGCGAUCCUGUGCAAUUCAAAGCUCUGGUGGAAGCUGUAUUGGAAUGUUGCCGCCGCGACAAGGAACGCGAGGCUCUUAGUCAGACCUUCAACUUCUGGUACGAGCUCAAGCAGUACAUCACUCUCGAACGCUAUAUGGAGGCGCGAGUGCAGAUGGUCGACAUCUACUCCCAGCUAGUGGACAUCAUGAUCUCUCAUCUGCAGUAUCCUUACGGUGAGAACGGAAACGACUCGGACCUGUUCGACGGCGACCGAGAAGCAGAAGACCGGUUCCGCGAGUUCAGACAUCAGCUUGGAGAUGUGCUCAAAGACUGCUGCGAGGUCAUUGGCGUCACCGAUUGUCUUACGAAGAGCUACCUGCUGAUCGAGAAAUGGGUCGAGGAGUUCGGUGCACAGGCACAAAACGGCAAGGUCCCACAUUGGCAAAGACUGGAGGCGCCAUUGUUUAGCAUGCGAGCCAUGGGCCGUCAAGUACCGUCGGACGAGAACAUAAUGCUGCCACGCCUCAUUCCACUCAUUGUGCAGAUUCCUGAUCAGGAGAAAGUGCGUUUCCAGGCCGUGAUGGCACUGGGACGAUAUACGGAAUGGACAGCACAGCACCCGGAUACCCUGCAGGAUCAACUGAAUUUCAUCAUGGGCGCCUUCUCACACCCUUCGAAGGAAGUGAUACGAGCGGCGGCUCUCAGCUUCAAGUUCUUCUGCAACGACUGCGCGGAGCUACUCAAGGGCUACAUGCCUCAGAUACAGCAAUUCUACGAGGCGAAUCUAGAUGCACUUCCGUCAACCAGUCAAGAGGAGACCACUGAGGGCGUGGCUUCCGUCCUGGCCAGGCAACCACUGGACAGCCUCUACCCGAACAUGAAACUGUGCUGCGAUCCGAUCGUUCAGCGGCUCAUGACCAUGGCCCAGAACGCUACUGAAAAGGAGCAGAAGUUGGCAAUAGCAGAUCUGUUAAACCUCCUGACAAUAUUCGUGCAAUGGGUCACGCCAUAUGUCGGACCUGCAGACCCCAAUCCUGCCGUCCAGUACUGUCAGGAGAUCUUCCCGGUCCUGGCCACUAUCUGCGAGACCUUCAUCACCUUUGUCCCCAUCGUGGAGCGUGUGUGCCGGUGCUGGCGGUAUAUGGUUCUCUCAUAUCGUAUCCAUUCCGCGCCUCUGCUGCCUGGACUUGCAGAAAGACUCUCACAAGGUUUCGCCACGAGCCGUCAAGGCUGUUUCUUGUGGGCGACGGAUAGCAUCAUUCGCGAAUUUUCGGACGAGAGUGAAUACGUGUCGCGUCAGACCACCGAUCAGAUUUAUGCCUUUUACGAGCAGCAAGCGACUGCCUUCUUACGGGCACUCAACGAUCUCGCUCCCGAGGAAGUGCCCGACGUCAUCGAAGACUUCUUCCGAUUGUCCACUGAUGUGCUGCUCUACCAUCCCAACAAGAUCAUCGCGUCCGACCUGAUGGGUACCAUCCUUCGGGCUGCGACGACAUCGCUGACACUGCUCAAGGAAGAGCCCCUGAUUGCCACGCUUCACUUUCUCCGAGAUUUCUUGGCGCAUGGUGGCGAGGAUGCACCUUCUCCAGCGUUCAAUGCCACCGACGGCACCUAUAACAAUCGGCCAAAUCCACCACAGAUUCAGCAGACAGUCAAGGCAUUGAUCGGCGCCACGGGCGAAGAGCUGACGCAACGCUGUAUGACAGGGAUGAUGUACACUUUCCCGCCGGACUGCUUUCCCGACGCUUCGGGUGUCCUGCUUGCUCUCUUCCACCUGAUGCCUCGAGAGACAGCGGAGUGGGUUGGCAAGACGGUUGGCAUGCUUCCGGCGGGAUCCAUCGCUCCCCAGGAGCAAGAGCGUCUUUUGAGGAACAUUGGUCAACGCAUCGACAAUGGAGAGACUCGGAAGAUCCGAGUUCUUCUGCAAGACUUUACGAACGGAUACAGGCGGCGCAAUGUGGCCCCUCGCGAGGGGCUCGGCCGGUUGGAAGCGACCAAGUUUAAAUUCACUGGCUAGAAGUCAGAGGGAAAGCGGCGUUCGUUGGUGAUGCCGGUUGCAGCGGUUGCAGGCUCCGCUGUGUGUGAGAAGAGGGGUCGUGUCAUCACAGAAGAUGUUAGACAUGAUGACCAAGACCCGAAUGGUCUUGUGUGAUAUUGUAGAGAGUAUUGGCCAUUAUUGCUUCGAAGGGGCAGCCGCAAGACGCGCAUUGGAGGGAUCAUGGAACGUAUAGCAUGCCGCGGCAUCAGGGUGUGGUCCGAGUAUAUCUCACUGUCUGACUCUAGGUACUACACAGUAGCGACUGAGUAUGUAGGAGUAAUCAAGCCGCAUAACAG
This is a messenger RNA of Sphaerulina musiva SO2202, 3429 nucleotides long. Its product is annotated as mRNA transport regulator. The transcript is spliced from 2 exons. Gene Ontology annotation, cellular component: cytoplasm; nuclear membrane. Gene Ontology annotation, biological process: protein import into nucleus. Lineage: Eukaryota; Fungi; Ascomycota; Dothideomycetes; Mycosphaerellales; Mycosphaerellaceae. The coding region runs from base 188 to 3112 and encodes 974 amino acids. The record is from RefSeq and is a predicted model, not a curated record. Gene Ontology annotation, molecular function: small GTPase binding.